Messenger RNA from Fragaria vesca subsp. vesca, 994 nucleotides. RefSeq lists its product as uncharacterized. The coding region runs from base 151 to 945 and encodes 264 amino acids. The transcript is spliced from 4 exons. NCBI's taxonomy places the organism in Eukaryota, Viridiplantae, Streptophyta, Magnoliopsida, Rosales, Rosaceae. The record is from RefSeq and is a predicted model, not a curated record.
AGGAAUGUAAAAUUUGAAGCUCCGGAACCUGUUUCAGAUGGAAUACAUGUGCGUUCUAGUAAAAGACAUUGUUUAGAGGUUCCAAACACUCCAGACAUUUUCGGAAGUUCUCAGCUGAAAGAGAAAACUGGAACCAGAAAAAAUUCGAGGAUGGUCAUUAAGCAGAGAAAUUUAGAUGAUUGUCCACAGAAAAAGAAUGGUCUUGAGAAAAAAAGUUCAAUGUUGAGGAAGAAUGUGAAAGAGACAGACACAGAUAAUCUUUCUGGUAGAACAAAUGGGGGUUCUAAUAAAAAUUCUGGUUCAGAAUAUCUUCAGUUCCCAGAGGGUGGGUGCAACAAUGAAGCUGAAUCCGAUGCUAAUCUAACAGAUGAGAACUAUCAUGAGUUCUUAAGUUGCAGUAAGAAUGAUGGUAAAGGUUUGGUCUUUACAUCCAGAAUCUGCGGACCAUUAAGAUAUGAUGAAGAAAGUUCAUCGGAUUCAGAUGAAGAAAGUUCAUCGGAUUCAGAUGUGAUUGUGCUUGACAGGGAUCCACAUGAGGGAUACCAUACACAAAUUACGAUGGAUGUAGAUAGUCGGCGGUCUACUGAAAGUCAUUCCCAGUUUAGGCAAGGGAUUAUGCAGGAUCUUAUAAGGCCUUACCACCUAGAAGAGUAUCUCAGUCUCUUGGAAGACUGGUCCCGCCAAAGGCCACCAACGGGUCAUGACAAAAAUCUGCGAAAUGGAAAAGUAAAAUCGUAUGCACUGGAAGGGGAAUUCGGAAGAUCAUAUCAAGAGAUGUACAAAGAUCUGGCAAGAAAGAUGGAUGCCGUGACAGGCGAUUAUCGCCCUAGAAAGUUGAACCUUUUGCGGGGAUUUUUCUACUGGUUGAAGAAUAUUGCCCAGCAUGGAAGCUUUAAACCUUGGAAUGACAAAGCAUGUUUGAAAGUGUUGCCGCAGAAGCACUAAAUAGGAGGGCUUCUUGUGCAUUAUGUUCUAAAUCAAAAGGGGGAGGCAU